Messenger RNA from Pomacea canaliculata, 2138 nucleotides. Its product is annotated as probable G-protein coupled receptor B0563.6. NCBI's taxonomy places the organism in Eukaryota, Metazoa, Mollusca, Gastropoda, Architaenioglossa, Ampullariidae. Bases 584 to 1561 code for a protein of 325 amino acids. The transcript has 4 exons. The record is from RefSeq and is a predicted model, not a curated record.
CAGUUGAAAAAAACAAUUAUGGUCUUGGAGGAGAAAGGUCAAGUCGAUGUUGAGAAUGUAAGGCCGAAGAAAACUAAAAUAAUAAAACACAUCCAGUCGACAAAGGAACCUAACCCCAACAUUCCAACAGGCAAUGAAGACUUUGGCCAAGGGAUGAACAGAAUGUCCAAAGAACCAUGGUGUCUGUAGGGGAGACCACUGUUGUCUGGUAAUCGAGACAACUCCCACUAUGCCCAAUAAAGUGUAGAAAGUGUGCAGCCUUACAUCCAGUAGUCCAGUGACACUACGGGCCAGCAGACUCCAGGAUGCGCCAUGUCCGACUGCCGCCAGAGGUUCUGUAAACCAGGUCUCUAUGGCUGCCCAUCCGUCUCUCCGCCAAUUUCCUGAGACAUUCAAUUCACUGCAAAGUGGAAAUGUUUUCAUUUUGAAAAUAACCAGCCGAUCGUUCUUUAUUGACCGUCUCGUGGAGGGGAAGAGGACAUGGCAACAACUGCAAUUAUCUGAGCGUCAACAAGGCGCGUGCACACAAAAGGUAAAGAGUUCGCAACCCUUUGGCAGCAAGUGAGUGAUCGCGGCCAUAACCAUGCCGUCCAUCUUCAACGUCAGCCAGUUUGACCAACCCUACGACUUCCUGCACAGCAGCACCAACAGAUCCGACUACGACAAGUCAGUCGACAUCCUGACGACGACUGCAGCUUCUUUUAGUCCAUUUUUCGCCGAAAAUACUUUCCCUUCCGCCCUCGACAACGACACAGCGUUGGUCAACUUUUCCGUCGGGAAACUUCAGGAGGGGAGGAACCUGACGAGCCUGCUCAGCAACCCCACCAACCUCCCCGUCCCCACGAUUAGUAAAUACGCCGUGCCCGUCGUCUGCGUCAUGGGCGUCGUCCUCAACUGCCUCAACCUCCGGGUGCUGUCGGAGCGAUGCCUGAAGGAAUCGCCAUACACUUACCUGUCGGCCAUGGCUGUGCUGUGCCUACUCAACCUCGUUAUGAUCUUCAUCCACAACAUCUUCACGAACUUCCUCCUCAUCAUCCGUUUCAACUUGUCUUGGCUGGUGUUCCAGAUUUACAUCUACUACCCAACCAUCAACAUCUGUGCCAACUCCAUCAUGUGGCUGACGACGACGCUGACUAUCGAGCGCUUCCUCUUUGUGUGCUACCCGCUGUGGGCCCGCGCUACGUGCGACCGCCGUGCAGCUAAGAUGAAGGUCUGCAUCAUCGUGGCGCUGCUGACGUUGCUGAACAUUCCGCGCUUCUUCCUCUAUCGCCUGGUCCUGCUGAAGCCUAACAAAUAUGCCCCUACCAACACCACCUUCCGCCUCAGCAAAGCCUACAUCGUCAUUUCCUGGAUCAACAGCGCCCUCAUACAGGUAACUCAUACCCUCAUACAGGUAACUCACACAAUUGAAGCUAUUAGGCGACAAACAUUGGGUGGAAUAUCUUAUCUAAAUCCUAAUUUGUGGCGAGGGACUGGGUUGGGCAGAGAGACUGUUUAUUCAAGGCCAAGGGGUGUAAACAACAAUAAUACAUUUGGACAAUUGAUAUUACAAUUAUGCUAACUUGCUUUACUGUGACACAUCCCCGCCCAGCUGUUGUGAUUGUUGAAAUACAUGACAUGCUUUGCUUGCUUUAUCUAGAAAGUUUUUAGUCGGCUAGAAUAGGCUGUGUUGGGUCUGAUUCACUGUCGCAUCUGGAAAGAAGAGGACAGUAAGCAAACUAAGCAAUUUUUUUCUUACAUUGUUUUUGACGACGAUGAGACCAUAACUUGAUGGCCAAAAUAGAAAAAGAAGGAGAAAAGUAUUCUUUCUAAUUUUAGCGGAAAUUGCUAGAAAACUACAGCCUCUGAAUGAAGCUUCGGCAGACGACAAUAUUAGGCGGCUUCGCUGAGCAGAGAACUGGACAAGGUUCCCAGGGCGCAGACAGCGUCAUUGCUUUGAUUUAGAUGGUUGCCCUACCCUCGGCCAGCCUUUCAUAUUAUCAGAACUAUUUUAAGCACUCGUUCUCUAUAUCAAGGCUAAGAAUGGCUUCAUAAGUGGGCAAGACUGCAAGCAAGCUCACUGGCUGUCCACAAAGACCAUUAGCUGAUCCAUACAUCAGGGUUGUAAGACUAGAAGGUGUCAGUAUUAUUAUAACCCU